This is a messenger RNA of Drosophila eugracilis, 1430 nucleotides long. RefSeq names its product gastrula zinc finger protein XlCGF8.2DB. The transcript is spliced from 2 exons. Gene Ontology annotation, biological process: regulation of transcription by RNA polymerase II. Lineage: Eukaryota; Metazoa; Arthropoda; Insecta; Diptera; Drosophilidae. The record is from RefSeq and is a predicted model, not a curated record. Gene Ontology annotation, molecular function: RNA polymerase II cis-regulatory region sequence-specific DNA binding; DNA-binding transcription factor activity, RNA polymerase II-specific. Bases 88 to 1104 code for a protein of 338 amino acids. Gene Ontology annotation, cellular component: nucleus.
UCGAUAGUAAAUGUUAAGUAUGAAAUGUUCCAUCACUAGAAACCAAAAUCAAAACAAAAUAAUACUCUUGAUUGAAUUAUUUAAAAAAUGGAGCGAAAAACCAGGGAAUAUGACGUUAGCAGGUUCAAGGUACUGUUUCUCACGAAAGGAGAAGGCGGAGAAGAAGAAGAAGAAGAAGAGUAUGAGGAUGGAGACGUCGUCGGUUAUAGACCGGAGAUCUAUGAUGAAGAACUGGCGCUGGAACGGGAAGAACAAGAGCUUGAAGAACAGAAUCUUAGACGCCAGCUUUAUCAAGGAGGAUCCGCAUCCUUCAUCUGCAGGCAUUGCCCCGAAGUAUUUUUUAACAAAAUGGAGCUCGCCGCCCAUCGCCCCAUUCACAGGUUUAAAAGUAAGCAGACAAAGUCCACCUCGGAGUUCAUCUGCGACGCAUGUGGAAAAGUCUUUCAAAGACGCCACGCCCUCGAGAAUCACAUGAACGCCCACAACGGCGAACGGAAUUAUCCGUGCCCGGAGUGUCCAGCUCGCUUUGUUCAGCGCAGCAACAGAGAUUGCCAUCUGAGGAAUGUCCAUAGGAGGGAGUACCUGCACUUCUGCCCAGAACCGGGAUGCGAGCGGCGUUUCCAACAAAAGCGGGAACGGGAUCAGCAUGUCAAAUCGGUUCACCGCAACGAGCGGGACUUCGUUUGCAGUACCUGCAAUGCCAGUUUUAGCCAUAUUGUAAACUAUAGGAAACACUUGGCGUCCCACGGCUCUGAGAAGAACUAUGGCUGUCCCAUUUGUGGAAAGCUAUUCGGACGAGCAGAGAAUCGGGAUGUUCACCUCUUCGUGCAUAGUAUUAGUAAGGCGUAUGCUUGCUCCGUCUGUGGAGCAGAUUACAUGCGUCGCAAUCAAUUGAUUCGUCACAGUUCAGAGAGUGGACAUCAGAACAACCCGAUUGUCCGGCAGAAACCUCAGUUUAGUCCAGCCCUGGCUCAGAGACACGAUCCCGGCAGCCCCUCAGACCUAGAGGACUUGCAAGAAGAGGGAAGCGGGCGAGCUGUCUGGAUAGUUGCAGAAGAAGAAUGCGAAGAAAAGUCAAUUGUGGUUCAAGAUCAAUGCAAGUAAAACUGACCAGGUUAGUUUGUACCGAAUAUUAGAAAUACGUCGAUCUAAAAUAAGAAUUUGAACUGAAAUAUUUUUUUAAGAAAGGAAAUGAUAUUAAUAAUAAUAUUAUUAUAUCAUAUAAGAGUAUGAAAGCCAUAGAUAUAUAGAAACUAAUAAAAGGCAAGCAAUGUGAGCUUGCCUUUCCUGAAACUUUAAAAUGUGAAAUAAAUUGAAUUACUAAAAAAAGAUAGACUGAUGCGAAAACACUAAAGAUGAUGGAUUGGAUUCAUAGUUUAAGCAGAAAAAUCCAUAAAUUAAUGAUAAAACAGCGAAAAUUAUUACGGCAU